Medioppia subpectinata is the source of this 1473-nucleotide messenger RNA. The record is from the annotation of a GenBank genome assembly. Lineage: Eukaryota; Metazoa; Arthropoda; Arachnida; Sarcoptiformes; Oppiidae.
AUGGGUGUUUUGGGCACACAUUCACGCAUACCGUCAGACCAUAUGCUAUGCAUUGGCUGUGCAUUGAAACGACAACCACAACAGAUCGCUUGCAUCAAAGAGGACCUCAAGAUCAAUAUCACCGACCGAUUGGACCAAUUCCUCAGAGACGACGACCGCACCGAGAUUGUCUUCGAGUCGAGUCUGACAAACACUGAACGCAAAUAUAUUCACAACUAUUGCAUACAAUUCUCGCUCAAGACUCGCAGCCAUGGUUUCGGUGAUGAGAGACGGAUCACUGUCUGGAAGAAAGACAACAGAAGUAUCGACAAUAAAGAGAUCCUCAAAUUGAGUCCGCAUUCGCAGCAAUUGGUCAUCAAUUUGAGACAAUUUCUCAAAGAAAACCAUUGUUUGCCAUACAAUGCUAACGCCGGCCGUCAGACUAGUGGUCAGCAGUAUUGCCGAACGGGUCGACUAUCAAACGUGAGGCCACAUGUGCCCAGACGUGUGGCCCCGACAAGCGAUGGGUAUCGAAACUUCCGGCAACAGCUGCCGAUCUAUGAGUUCAGAUCUGAACUAUUGUCCGCCAUUGAGAAGGAGAGGGUUGUGAUCAUUAGCGGCGACACGGGUUGCGGGAAGACUACUCAAGUGCCGCAGUAUAUACUCGAAGACUGUGCGGCCAAACAACGGGAGUGUCGUAUCGUUUGCUGUGAACCGCGCCGUUUGGCCGCCAUUAGUGUCGCCGAACGUAUUUGCGUUGAACGUAAUGAACAGAUCGGUGGGACUGUUGGCUAUCAGAUCCGACUCGAGAGCAAAGUGUCAAAUGAGACGCUAUUGACGUUUUGCACGAAUGGUGUGAUAUUGAGAACAUUGAUGUCCAAUAGGGAUGACUUCUUGAGGAAUGCCACCCAUAUUAUCAUCGAUGAGGUCCACGAAAGGGACCGUUUUAGCGAUUUUUUGCUCUUAAUUCUCAAACAAACCAUUAAAUUGAAUGCGAAUAUUAAACUCAUACUAAUGUCGGCCACUUUUAACAUCAAGAAAUUUGAGGACUAUUUUGAGUGCGAGAGUCCUGUCAUUGAAAUCCCUGGCCGUCAACACCCGGUCGACGAGUAUUUCUUGGAGGACGUCCUCAAAGCGACUAAUUAUAUGACUCUUCCGAUGGCUCGCUAUAAACAAAAAUUGGAUAGAAGUAAACGUCAAAUACAGGCGUCGACCGCCAGGACUGGAACCGAUGAGGUGUCGAUUCCCGGCCGGACUCCCGAAGUUGAGUCCCAACUCAGACAAGAGUUUGAUUUAAUACUGAAGGGCGCGUGGGUUGAGGGCACUGACCAGGCCUUCGACAAACUCCUGGACUUUGUUUCGCUCAACAGUUUCCUAAUGAAUCACAAGCACAGCGAGACGGGUGUGACGGCUCUGGUGGUCGCCGCCGGACAAAACAAGUUACAGGCGGUGGAGGCUCUGGUGUGCUUCGGGGCCGACCUAACGGUCACCACU